GUUUUGUAACGUCACAUCCGGGCCCUUCUUCCGGCGUCACACAAACAUUAGCUUCGCAGCAGCAUUAAGCUAGCUAUCCGAUCUGUGCGAAAAACGGCCGCGGUCCGCCAGCAUCGAUGAGCCGCAGAAGGAACCGCACUUCGGCCGAAACCGGGCUGUCACCCGAACUCCGCGGCCCGUUCAUAGACUUCUCUGGUUCUACGAGUCACGGUGACGAUGAUUUCCUGGAGCUGGAGCCCGACGAAGAGCUGCUGUGUUCGGUCAGCGAAAUCGCCGAGCACCUGGGCAGAAACAUCACCGUGGUUCUGGAGACGGCGCUGUCAGAGAUCCGCAAGAUGGUCAGCAUCCGAAUACGGGUCCUGAAAAUGGAGCUGCGCGAGAAAACCCUGGAAGUGGACGAUUUAAAGGCCAGGCUCGACGCCGUCCAGAGGGACUCUAAAGACGCCCUCUCCGGCUUGACUGCCGCGGAGCUGACCGCGGAGGCCGGCUUCAGGAAACACGACCUCGGCGCCUCGUCCAAGCACAACAACAGCGACCCCCGGAGGGUCAAAGCCCCCGUCCCCGGGGUCAAGAAGGAGAACAUCGAUGCGAUUUGUGAUUACCUAAUGAAGGACAAAAACUCGAGGGGCUGUACGGACACGGAAGACCAGCUCAGCCACGCGGACAAGGCGGCUCCCCCGGAGCCAGAGCCGCACCCGCUCCACCUGUGGCCGGACAGCGGCAUGGGCAGCUCCGGCCCCGCGCAGGGAGACGCGGAGGCCGCUGCGGAGGACAUCUUCAGCAUGCUGCCCUCGGGCUCCGGCAGCAAGAGGAUGUACGAGUACGAGUGGAUGGCGCCCAUGGACUACUCCUCCGAUCUGAAAGUGCUGAAAGAACCUGCCAAGGAAAACGUUCAGCACAGUGACGUGGAGGAUGACGAGAACGACGAUGAGCUGUCCGGCGCUGGAGGCGGCGGACCGGAGCAGAUCCAGGCCUCCGUCUCCCACGUCCAGCCUGCAGAGUUUUCCAUGGCGUCCCAGAGCUCUCCCGGACAUACAGGGAGUCCUUUAGAGGGGACCGCAGAGCCGCCUGACUCAGGUCAGGAGUUUACAGGACACCCCUACAUCUGCUCUCUGUGUGGAACCUUCUGCCCCGACUCCCUGUACCUGGAGGAACACAUCCGACUGAUACACGCCGACGAUUCGGCCAUAAAGGAGCAGCAGUCCACCUCCAACGCUGUGGGAAACGGUAGCCUGGGCGACAACAACGGCAGUCCCUCAGGGGCGGGCCAAGGAGGCGGACCCAUGAAAAAGGAGAUCAAGAUUGAAGGCGGGUACGAAUGCGGCGACUGCGGUCGUCAUUUUAACUAUCUGGGCAACCUGCGGCAGCAUCAGCGCAUCCACACAGGGGAGAAACCCUUCAUGUGUCCGGAGUGUGGGGAGAGAUUUCGCCACGCCGCCCGCCUAAAAAGCCACAGGUUGGUGCACAGUGGCGCCCAAAGCCCCUUCCCGUGUCCACAGUGCGGCAAAGGUUUUUCGGUUCUGUCCGGACUCAAGAGACACCAGAGGGUGCACACGGGUGAGAGCCCAUACGCCUGCCCCCAGUGCGGCCGGCGCUUUAAAGAGCUGGGGAACCUCUACACCCACCAAAGGAUCCACAGCGGCGCCACGCCCUACUACUGCCAGCAGUGUGGGCGGAGCUUCCGCCACCUAGGUACUUACAAAAGCCACCGCUGCAUCCCAGCACAGUCAUAAGUCUGUUCAUCCUCACGGGCCAAGAUGCUGCUCUCGGACUGUCGGGGCAGUGGGAGGCGCGGGUCAUGUGGAGAAUGGGUGCGGAUGUGCCGCUGAAACAUCAGACUGAACGCCCUCCUCCAGCUCCUGUACUUUCAAAAAUAAACGCCAUCUCAAAAACUGCUCAGAUUUCUAGAGGUUUGCUAAAGUGAACGGAACACGUGGUUCUGGUGGGAGGUCGGGACAUAUGGUAGACUUUUUUUUCCGAGCUUCUGUUCUGGCGUGUAGCAACAUAACCAAGUUUCCCGGUGACCUCCAUGAGUGUCAUAGUAUGAAAGGGGAAUACCCAGCAGUCAAUUUUCCCUUGAGAGGAGCGACUAAAUGGAAAGUGAGAUACAUGUUACAUGUGAGGCAGAUGAGGUCAGACACCCAAACUACUGCUGAGUGUCAAUGCAAAAUGUAAUUUCUCUUGAAGGCAGAUUACCUCCAAAACAGUGUUACUUAUGUCUGAUGACGAGUGUUUCCUCAUGGAAGUCAUCAAGGACCUCAUUGUUUCUGUCUACAAUCUGCAAAGCAUCUAAGUUACUUUUUAAGGGUUCAUUCACACCAGCUGGGUUGAUCAAGUCCAAUUUUCCUUGAAUAAUACAACUAUUUUUUAAAUUUUGCAAGUAAGAAAGCUCCCCGGAACUCUAAUGAAGACCAAACAGGUGAACCCAGAUUUGCAAAUAAACUGUGGUGCAGUUUACUUUUGUGUGAAAGCUUCAAAUACGAUACAGACCACACUGGGAAUGCUUUUAGUGUACGGUGUUCCCACUGGACUGUCGCUACCUAAUACUAGCACAUGUCCUCAUAGUUGGAAGAGGCUUGGUGCAAAAUAUCAGUGGUCCAAAUCUGUCCAAAUCUUGCUUCAGGCUUUUUCUUUCACAGCUCUAUUCUGAUAUAUGAAACAUUUUGUGUCAUAGAAUUUCAACAAUUCUUAAAUUCUCCUCUAUGAUCAAUUUUCAAACAGUUAGCACUUCCGUGAACUAGAAAUGGACGGCAUCCAUACGUCACUACCAAAUCCAAUUCCCUGAUUGGUCAAAGUUCAGCUAUCAGCACGUGUUCAGAUGUCAAACAUUGACAGUAUAUAUAUAUAUAUAUAUUACUGGACAUAUCAAAGAGUUAAGGUUAUGCCUUACCUUUAACCCUUGCAAAAUCAGGCCAGAGCCUUCGCCUUCACUUCCUGAUACAUCUACUGCCAUAUUGCAACCAUUCAACAGUGAUUGGUCUAAAUCACGUCUUCAGAGGAAGUACUGUUGCCAAUUAUGAGUGAGCUUGUUCAAAGACCACACCCCUCCCACUGAAAGUGAGCUUGGGAGAAUAUGUCAAUCAAAUGUUCGAGGUGGGGCCAGCGGGUACCACAUGCUUUUACUGAGACAUCUAGUUUACAACUUGAAUAAAUUGCAAUAAAGAAAAAAAUAUCUUUAAAAAAAUUAUCCAGAAAGUGUUAAGAAGAUUGUAUCAGAGCAAGAAUGGUUAUUCUGACAAAUAAAUGACUGAGAAGUGUUCUAUGUCUCAAUGGAAGUCUAUGGGACUUUGGCCUCCGUGCAACCAGCGGGUACUUCCUGUUUGGACCACAUUGUUUCUACUGUCAAUGGUUGAGAGUUAUUUUUUGAAGUUGUAAACCAGAUUCAUGCAAGCACUUCCAUUGGAAAAGAAAAAGAGGAGCAGUGUGCAGAGAGCAGGACGGGGGUGGGGGGAAGGACGGUUGGGCGACGCGUGCAGAUAACUGCGUGCAUGUGGAGAUGCGGACGGUUAUGGCAAGCCAAAGCGGUCAAUAAUCGCCAGUAAUAGCGCCGUAAAAAACUGGUAUUGGCCAUGAAAAAUUCCGCUUUUAACGCAAGUUUUAAAAGUAGCACUUAAAUUACGGUAUCUUGCGUUGUCCCAAACGGGCCUAAAAAGCAGUGUUUUAUCGCUUAUAAACCACCUAUCAAAAGCACAGUUCUUGGGCGUUCAAAACCGCUUGUCGAAAGCAGCGCUUUGUUGCGUCACAAACGUACGUCGUCCACAGAUGCAAAAUGUUUAGGGACCACUGCUUUACAGUCUCCACUUGUUUACUCGGAGAGAUGUGGGGGGAAACCAACUCGGACAAAAGAAAAUGUAUCGCCAAUAUAUCACCUGGUUAAGCUAAAUCCAUGGGAUUGCCUCGUUGGCUUUGUGUGCAUCAAACAUCCUGACAUUCUAUGACUAUGACCUUCGGAGAUGCUGUGUAUAAAGAACAGACAAUUGAGGGUUUGGAUAGUAGUGGUAGGUUUGAAAGAAAAGUCAUUCCAUAUCCUUGUAGUUUGAAAUAAAACACAUCAAUGACUACCAUGUAGACAUAUCUUUAUGAUCACAAUAUCAUACUUUACAGAGUAUAAGUCGCAAGAGCAAAAAUCAAGAAGAGGAAAACCAUAAAUAAGUUGGACUUUUAGGAGUCUGACAUUUCAGAAUAAAUACGCCCAAAGUUUAAGAGGAAAACAAUCAGAUUCUCUUCCAUGUUUGUUUUGGACGACACUUCUUCUGCCACUGUCAAUAGCAAAUACUUCAGAUGCAGAGAUCUCUAGUGGUUGUUAGAGGAAACAUUUGCUAAAGGACAACUGAUGUUUACAGGGAAAAUAACAAAUAUAUGCGCUUAUGUAUGCAUUAAAAACAGAAAUAAGUCACUCCUGAGUAUAAGUCACACCCUGGCUAAACUAUAAAAAAAACUGUGACUUAUACUCUAGAAAGUACGGUAAAUGUUCUUGUCAGAUUACUUUCAAUUAUCAGAUUUUUGUGUGCCUGGAUACGUGGAUACAUAAAUGAAAUGGGGUCCUGUAUGACAGAAUGAACCCAUACGUUGUGUGGAGUUUAUAAUAAACAUUGUCCUUCCUGUCUACUAGUAGGACUUCAUUAUUUAUCAUUUCUAUUUAAACUAAUUGAAAUGUGGUAACCGUCAGUGUGUCUGACCACCCGAUGUUGUGCGAGCACACCACGCUGCCUGAAGGUGGCAGUAUUGUACUCACAGGUAUGCACGAAACAGCCGAUUGAGAAAACUCAACGCAGUGGAUAAACUCUAAUUGGAGACACUGCCAACAACUGCUGUAGAAGGCAGAUGAAUAGGAAUUGUUUUCAAGAAGCUGGAAGUUUAGUUCCCUCAAGUGGAUCUACUGUGUAACUACAAGCAGAUUUCUCUUGGAGACUGUUUUAUCGACACGAUUUAUUUCAAAAUAAAAUGACUGAUUCUGACACAAGAUUAAUCUGUAUGUCUGUAUGUAUGAUAAUAAAAAAAAAAUGUUUAACCCCGUCCCAAACCCCCCUCAAACAAACAGAAAGACGAUGUCCUCAUUGUGUGUCAGUGGUUCUGCUUCAGAGAAUGUAACUCUGCUCUAGCUUGUUUUUAACCAGACUUUGCUGUAAAACCUCAAAGUAAGUGUAAAAACAUCUACUUUCUAAUAAACUCAGAACCUAAUGCCAA
Messenger RNA from Oryzias melastigma (Indian medaka), 5187 nucleotides. It is a transcript of the gene znf16l, whose product is annotated as zinc finger protein 16 like. Gene Ontology annotation, molecular function: RNA polymerase II cis-regulatory region sequence-specific DNA binding; DNA-binding transcription factor activity. NCBI's taxonomy places the organism in Eukaryota, Metazoa, Chordata, Actinopteri, Beloniformes, Adrianichthyidae. The transcript has 3 exons. The record is from RefSeq and is a predicted model, not a curated record. Gene Ontology annotation, biological process: regulation of transcription by RNA polymerase II. Bases 117 to 1733 code for a protein of 538 amino acids.